CUAAAACACAUCGGCCAUCAGCCGCUUCUGUGCAUCACUUGGUCCCUCCUCCUGGGGCUUGCAACCAACAUGCGAUAUGUGCAGGUUGCUGUACAUUUGUCGAGGUCGCGGUUGCAACUCCGACGUGUGUGUCGUUUCUCUUGUGCCGCUGACGCUGAAAACGUGGCAGACCUCUAAGGUGGCGCAAUGUCGAUAAGUUGUCUGCUUUAAAACUGUUUCGUUAUCGUCUGGUACGUCAACGUCGCCGCACAGAAAUCACUUUCUACGAUGAGCGGUGUCCUGACGUCUAACGAACGAAUCAUGCGCUCGAGCGACGUUGAAACUGGACUGAUUAACUUGGCGGGCGCACCGCCGUCUUGGGCUGGGAGCUUUACAUGGAGGAUGGGUCAGAGGAAAAGUCUCUGGAGGUUAUGGAAGCAGCUGUCAAGACUCCAACGAUCACUGCUGCUGGUGCUCGCUGUGGCUGCGCUGCUACUUGUGGCGUCACGCAUGGGCCAGGUUCCUGUGCCAGCAGCUCCUGUGGCAGAGACAGGCCGACCCCCUGAGGAGGCAACACUUCGGCAGAGCUUACCCUCGACCCCUCAGCCCCAGGAGGACAUAAAGGUCACCCUUGGGCCCAGCUUCCUUGGGGCAACACCAGAAACAGCCUCCUCACACCUCUUCCAGCAGAGCGUGGGUCUACGUGAGCGCCGGGAGGCUGUGGUGGAUGCAUUUCGCCACGCGUGGAAAGGCUAUAAAGCAUACGCCUGGGGCCAGGACCACCUGCGACCUCUUUCACGCACAGGGCACACCUGGUUUGGCUUGGGUCUCACUAUUAUUGAUGGCAUGGACACCAUGUACCUCAUGGGCCUUCAUGAAGAGCUGGCGGCUGCCCAGGAGUGGGUGGCACACAGUCUGCAACUGGCACAGCACAGAGAUGUGAAUGUGUUUGAGACUACUAUUCGUGUCCUGGGUGGCCUGCUGAGUAUGCAUACCCUUACUGAGGAGCAGCUGUACCUUGACAAAGCGCUGGAGCUUGGGCGCCGCCUGCUACCUGGGUUCCGGUCGGCAUCGGGGGUGCCUUACUCUGACGUGAACCUUGCCUCCGGAGUGGCACAUGCCCCUGUCUGGGCUCCAGACAGCAGUGUCUCGGAGGUGGCCACACUGCAGUUGGAGUUUCGUACUCUGAGUCGUGCCUCGGGGGACCCACAGUUUGAAAAGAAGGCCUUUGCUGUGUCAGAGCUGUUGCACCAGUUGCCCAAAAAGGAAGGCCUGGUGCCCAUGUUCAUCAAUGCGGAGACUGGCCGCUUCAAUGCUGAUUCUACAUUGACCUUGGGGGCUCGAGCUGACAGCUACUAUGAGUACCUCCUGAAGCAGUGGCUCCAGACAGGAAAGACCAUUGACUGGCUAAAAGAAGACUACCUGGCUGCUGUGGAAGGCGUGCAGAAGCAUUUGGUUAGGCGUUCAGAGCCUAACAAAUUGCUUUUUAUUGGAGAACUUGUGCGGGGUCGCACCUUCUACCCCAAAAUGGACCACUUGGUGUGCUAUUUCCCUGGGACAUUGAUGCUGGGCCAUGUUGUUGGAGGAAUGCCACAAGCUCACAUGGAACUUGCUUUAGAACUUAUGGACACUUGUAUACGCAUGUAUUCAAUCAACCCAACAUUCUUGUCACCUGAGAUUGCCCACUUCAACCUGAAACCACAGGGGACUCGUGAUAUCUUGAUAAAGGGCAAUGAUGCACACAACCUUCUUCGUCCAGAGACCUUGGAAAGCCUCUGGUACAUGUACUACUUUACACGCAAUGAGACUUACCGGGAUUUGGCUUGGCGUAUCUUCCAAGGGUUUGAGAAACACUGCAAGGUGCCUGGUGGUGGGUACACAACUAUCGGGAGUGUGCUGAACACGAAGCAAACUGGCCCACGAGAUAUGAUGGAAAGCUUCUUCCUGGCAGAAACGCUGAAAUACCUCUACCUGCUCUUCAGUGAGGAGGAUGUACUGGAGCGGUAUUCUCCAACCAGAUACCUGUUCAAUACCGAAGCCCAUCUGCUGCCCUUGUACACAUCCUGACACCACACUUCCACUAUAAUUAGCAUUCACCAUCUUGGCGCUCGUUAACUUGAAGUCCUUUAUCUUCAUUGUCACUGUUGGUUUCUGCUACUGCAUAGGUUGACGGCUAUUGGCUCACCACUUGCAAUGCAGAGUACCACAUGGUUUAGGCUGUGUUUACACAGGCCGUGUCACUCCAUGCACAACUGCUGUGACAAAAUUUUAUUUCUCUAAAAAUUAUGUGAUUCUUUGUUUUUGUGAUCAUAAACAUGCACUUCCCAGAGUGGUUCAUUAGGUCAGCCUUGAAUAGUGUGCAGCAGCAGUGAUCAUUUUUGCUGACACACAAUGUUUGGCCAGGCCUUGUGCACAGCUCUACCACUAGUGCUCUGUUACUUACCUGAACAGGAAUAAUGAUGCUUGUGAAAGCUCAUAGACCAAGAAUUUCCCGCCUAACUGGUUGUUUGGAUGUUAACAUAAGACAGAUUACAUUUCUGUCUGUAAAACCUUUCUCCUCGAUAUGAGGUUUUGCUUACGUGCGCCGUGCUCAAAGCAGCCCUUCAGUAGGCACUCCUUGCCAGUCACUUUUGCUGUAGCUCACUAAUUUCAUUUCUGUAAAUCUAAACAGAAAGUCAUUGCUUGAGAAGAGGAAAGUGGGGGCUAUGCUUUGUCUUUAAGUGUUUGUAGUUAAUUGCAGAGUUUAUUUCCAUAUUGACUGAUAUCUACAGGCUUGUAUAUCAGAUUGCAAGGUAUUCAGUGACAGUCUAUCAAAGGUGACCUAUCAGAAUCUUCAGGAAAAAUGCAAGCACUGAAGAUCAAGCAUAAAUAAGCAUUUAUCUUGAGCACAGGCAUGAGUUGGGAGGGCUCACUGAAGCCUACCUAGCAAGAUGUCAGCAGGCAGUGAAUGAGGGCAGUCAUUUUGAUGAAUUUCCUAGCUGUUGUUGCCUGCUGUAGUGGCUGUUUGAGUUGGUGGAACAUUUAAUUAUAAUGAUCUUUGCACUGCAUUUUAGUACACCGUUUCAAAAGUUCAUUUUGCACUUGCAGCUUGCUACUUUUUGAUCAGGGAACUUAAAGAAUUUUAAUAUUUAAUAUUUUGAGGUGCAUUUGGUUAAUUCCUUGGGAUGGCAAACUAUUUACUGUGAUUCAAAUAGGUUUUAGUGUUGUCUAAUGGGUUAGUUUUUAUUUCUUAUUUAAUAAGGAGUUAUGAAUGUGAAGUAUUUUCCUCUUGUUUUUACUUUGUCUCCAUAUAUGCGAAGCUGAAAAAGGGCACAUUUGUUUGGUUUUUAAAAAUAACUGAUUAGUUUGUGUAUUAGGAUUGCUGACAUGCCGAAUUCACAUUACAGAAGCUUCAUUUAAACAUUGUUUAAUAGAACGAAACAUGUUGCUCAUUCCAGGCUCUUGCCCACAAACAUUCAAGCACAAAGGGUAUCUUGCAUUAGGAGAUGAGAGAUUGUGCCUGUCUUUGCACUGAAGAUGACUUACAUGCUUAUUGUGUAGAACCUGUAUGCCAUCACAGGCACAGAAUGCAGAGUGUUUUCCUUUUAUUCUAUUUAGAAUCCAAAAUUAUCAUACAAUCAAAUGCUUUGGAAACAUGUAGAGGUACCAUUUGUUCUCUAGAUACUCUUUUCUUACUGCUUUGCUGGGAGUUGCUGCUGAGCAUCGACAGCAAUUAGAGAAGGGCAAACAUGGCUGAUAAACAUACAGUUAAGAUACUGUGGUUAAACAGCGAUUGAAGUAAAUAAGUGCAGUGUUUACUGUAAGGAUUAAAACUAAGGAGGGAAUUAUUGGCCAGGUGAAUAAUGGAAGCAUUGCGGCAUGGUUCAUGUAGCACAGGAAAGUUAUGAAUGGGGCCUAGCUUGUGAUGUUUUAUUGUUGCCCAUUGUGCAUUAGAAGUAUUAUCUGGGCAUACUUUAUUAUUGUUUACACAACAUAACUUUUGCUCUGUUGUGUAAGUUAAAUUACAUGAAACAGGGCAAAUGCAGACAAAGUCUGUGAGCCAGAGCACAGUUAUGAUAUACAGUGUAGACCGCUUAUAACGUAAGUCGCCAGAGUCGCAAAUAUCCGCACUAUAAGUGGUACCGCACUAUAACCAAAGCAACAAUUUUCAAGGCCCGCACAUAUGCAAAACAUGUGCACCGAGCCGCCACACGUAUGUGACAGUCGAGGAAUGCGGCUAGAACGCUUGCAUUCAAUUUACAGUCGAAUCUCGUUAAUUCGAACCAAAUCACGCGGCGGCGCCUCCGACCGGCAUUGCUCCGGCACCUUCAUAGAGUAAAAGCUUAGGAGAGACCCCUCUAUGUUGUGUGCGAACAAAACAAAAAAAAAAAGAAAAAAAAAAACGCGCCGGAAAUUUCACCCUCUCUCAAAUGGCAAGGUCGCCGAUUCUGCGUUGCGCCGGAAGAUGCGUGUACGUGCCGACGUCUCAGCCACGCUACCGUAGCCACGCGUAGAAAAUGGCAGUGAACCCUUCUUUCUCCUUUAUGCUUCCUCUACUUUCUAGUCACGUGUUGACCUUUCACGCUGCGGCUACGGCGCAAAGGGAAGCAGCGGCGCUGUCCCAGGCCGGCCAACGAAACUGCCCACGCCAGCAAACGCCCGCUUCCCGAUAACAGCAGAAAACGAAACUUCGGGCAGCUGGCGCCGGGCCGGCUGGAGCAGCGGCGCCUGCACGGUGGCGGGCGCACACGGUGACAGUCGAAAGUGAUGGAGCUACGAGGGAGGGCGAGGGGAGCCACCGAAGCGGCGGAGUUGCCGAGGCGAAAUCCGCUUCCCUGCCGCCUUCCUCCCUCACAUUCCACGGUCUCUGCGUGCGCCCUUCGCCGUGCAGUGCCGGCGCCGCCCACUCCCUGAAGUUUCGUUUACUGCCGUUAUCGUGAAGCGAGUGUCGGAUGGUGUUGGCAGUUUCAUGGCCCUCGCUCGCUAUGCGCGCCGUGAUAUUUCACGACUCGCACUCAAGAUUCUGGUUUCAGCCUCACUGGCCGUUUGUUCGUUGGCACCCCGUGCCCUUCUCCUCCACUUCGUCUCUCUUUCUUCCUCGAGCACUCCUUGUGGCGCCCGUUUGAGGGGAGCGUUCGCCGUCUCCUCUGACUUCCGUACUCCCAGGCAGCCGCACUGUAACCGGUAUUUCGUUUCCCGCAACUGCACUAUAAGCGAUACGUGUAUACAUGGAGUGCUAUGAGAAAAUUAACAGGAGUCUGAAAAGACCGCACUAUAUCCGGUCCUGCACUAUAAGCGGUUACGUUAUAAGUGGUCUAUACUGUAUAGGGGUCUAGGCCCUCUUGUCAGAAGGCCACUCAUCAUAGGCAAACUCUUUGUAGGUAAACUUGUGAGGAAGGCCAACUUGUCGUAGCGCAUGUCGUACAAGGAUUUCUCGUACCACCUGACUAUUCAUCACACGGAAAACUUGAGUUAAGAGCUGGGUUUACAGUGUGACAAGCAAUUUAUUUUGCCUGCCACACAUCAACUUUAUAACAAGAAGAGUAAUAUUGAAGGCCUCGUUCAAGAGGACAACGUCCAGCGUCUCAUCAAAGUUCGAGACGCUGGAAGUGAGGUGAAUAUAACGUACUUGCACACACUUUGCAGGCAAUUUUCACAGCACAAAUGCUCGAGACAAGCCACCGGGGUUUAGUGGGUAAUGUGUUUAAAUGUGCUGCAUGAGGAUGAGCAACGGGAGGUACAGGGGCUUGAGCUCAGUUUCCCCCCUGGUGCAGCUGUAGUGCGGAUAGUUCAUAAAAUUAAUCUACAAGGCAGCUUAAAAACCUGCAUUUUUAAAAUUGUAAUGAGAUUAUAAUUGUGUUCAGAGUUGUAUAACAUUACAUGCAGCAAAAUAUGGGAACAAGAUAAAUGCCGCAUUAAACAGCUUGAAUACAAUAAAUAAUACUGUUGUUUAUUCAACUUGCUUGAUAAAUAAGCUCAAAAGCAGAUGUUCCGAGCAAUAUUGUCAAGCGUAUUGACUGCUGUUCCACUGACAUGUUGAUCCAGGUUCCUUGUAAUGCGGUCAUAUAUCUUCGUGUUUGCAUAUGAGGCGGGGAGAUGUGUUGUCUGACAUCUGAUGGGGCCAUUUUAGUUCUUGCAGUUCUUGCUCAUCCUUCAGGUAUCUCAAGAAGACCUAGAGAUUCAGAAAGCAGCACUCAACUUUAGACUGCAAUAGUAACAGUUUAAAUUAGUUAAAAUUUUUAAAUAAGCACACUCAAAUAAUAAACCAACAUAUAAACAAGUGAGGAUAUUGGAGCUAGAAUACAUAACAGACCUGAAAGCCGCGAUGCCAGGCUUCCACAGGAUUAUUUGUGCGUGGCAUGUCUUGCAGCAUGGCGUCAUAAACAGACAGGACAGCGAGGAACACAAAAAUGGCGUAGGUGCUGCCUUCCAACUGUUUAUUAUCAGAAUCGUCAAUCAGCUUUUAUACAUGCAGACACGUGGGUAAAUCAUGAGCAACAAGAACAAGCAAACAUUCAGAGAUGGUCUUCCAAGAACUGCAUCGCUUUAUCACUAAUGUUAAUACAGCGAGCACUGUGUGAUCACCAAAUUUCUUGUAUGUGGGCUGCAUCGACAAUUUCUGUUUUUGUUUUAGAGUGCUUUAGAAUGGUGGCCUUAUCUAAGUAGGGGUUGCACCCACAUUUGUUACAGUUAUGCGCUAAAUGACCCCCAGAUUUGUUUAUAACUUUCACUUCAUGUUCACACGCUCUGACACAGAAACAUAGCUUUGUUCGACCAAUAUACACCGGUCACAACUCGGCGGAAUCCUGUACGCUACGCUACCCAUGUCGUGCGCUCAGUGUAAUGGUGCGCAUGCUUCUUAGUGCACGAAUGAUGCUUUUGCUUACUAUGGGAGGGCAUAUUUGCACUAGUUUACAAGCAGCUGAAAAAACAACUAGGAUGUCAAACCUUUGCUUGACUUUUCUUGGCCAUCAUUCUAAAGCACGCUAAAACAAAAACAGAAAGAGAAAUUGUCAAGGCAGCCCACAUCAAGAAAUUUGGUGAUCUGUGUGUCAGUGCUCCCAGUAUCAACAUUAGUGAUACCGGGAAAUCCAAGUGAUGAAAAAGUACCCUCCGCGAGAAUUCCUAUCUUGAGAUGGCAUUGAACCAAAUGGGCGGUGUGACCAGUUUCCCAUGACAAGUUUUCCGGUGGCAAGUGGGAUUGUGACAAAUGGGCUCGUUCUUGAUACAUCGUUCCCAAUAUAUAUCGGGAACGGAUAAUGCCUGCUCCAGAAGCUCAAGGGCCACAAUGCACAUGACAGGAAUUCAUUGUUAAGCUUGUGCAGCAAUUGUGGGGCUGGGAAGAUUCAGCAGGAGUCCCAACACUAGUUUUCUGGGAACACAAGGUUCUGUGUCAGCUUUUGAUUGCAAUAGCAAUUAUAUGGACACUUGAGGUGCGUUGUUGCUGCCACUGGAGUCACAUUAUUUGCAAUGCUUGUUUAGUUAGUGCAAAUGUUUACUGCAAUUUAUACUGCCUAUAAAACUAUGAGCCUUAUUUGUGUAAUAGUCUUAAUACUUUGCUAUCGCUAUCAAUGCCUUGUUUUUCUAGGAAAACUGUGACUUUUUGGGUUUUGUGAUGACCCAAUUUUCCUACCCUCUUUUCACACCUCCUAAAUUUGAUAGACUGAGGGACAUGCUGUGUCCUUCUGCUACAGCAGGUUUCUGUGAGCAUGUGCCCUCGACCACGGCAUAACCAAAAUGUGUCUGAAAUCCAGCCGGAAGUAGGUGUUGAAUUGAGUGCUGAAUACACGUCUCGGAGUCAUACACCCAUUGAGUCUCUACUUAUAGCAAGUACAGCCUCUGCAUUAGCAUGUGUGUUCUUUUAAUAUUUAUUUCUUUCUAAUCAGCCUUGUAUAACUAUUUGGUUGUUUCAGCAUGGACAUUCACUUAUGCAUCUGUGCCCUUUGAGUGCAUGUGUAGGUUAAUAAGCAAAAAAACAGGCGCUUCUCUGCACAUCUUGAAGUUUGGUGAUUUUCCCUGAUGGCUGAGGAACAUAUGCUGUAGAGUGUGAGAAAAAGUGUUCCUUGUUUCUUUACCUUCACAGUACUGGGAGAAUUAGAGAGAGCUCACCAUUGUGUGCUCUCGAGUGCUUCCUGCUGUUGGUCCAGCUUGUGAACUAGUUUAAUAGUUCUGAUGACAUGGCUGUCUGAGCUCUUGGUAUUCUAGUCAAAAAUGAAAAGCAUGCAACACUUCUUGGAUCAGUAACAAGAGCAACACCAUGACAUCGGUAAUGAAUGGCUUGCAUAACACAUGCUUGACCUGUGCUUACAAAGUAGCAAAUACACAAGUACUAAAACACAUACCGACUGUCAUCUAGACAACAUGAAUGAAUGAAUAAAUGAAAGAAUCGUCAUUGGGAAAAGGGACGGCCCUCUGGCCUACUAAAGUGGGUAAUGCUAGACAAAAUGUUAAAGGGGUUUUCUUUUUUUUUUUUUUUUUGUUGAUGCCAGUGUGCACUGUCAUAUUGAUUAUAACUUUAUAAAUGAGCCUUAUAAGAGAAAUUUUUCAUUUAUAAGCUUAGCCAACAUUUGUUCUGUUUCAUGGCUAGCAUAGUGAAAAGUUGUAGUAGCCUCACAUUGGAGAAUGAAGUGCUGCAAUAACAUGUACUGAGAUGGAGUACCUCCAUUUUGAGUGUUGUAGGGGGUGAUGGCACUUGGCUUGGCCUAGCCCCUUGUGUUUUCAUUUUCAUGGGACCAGAGUAGUGGCAGGUUUUGCACUUCCCUCAGGAAUUUUGUUGCAUCACAUAAAUUAGCUAUCUGCUCUAUGUGUGGGGAUAUAUGGGGGAGGUUUGACAGAUAUGAAAGCUUGUUCAUGGGUUUUCAAUAUAUGUCCAAGAGUCCUGCAGAAAUAUUCGACCUCAUUUCUUAGCAUCCAGGAAUGCUUUCUGUUUUUGCUUUUGACUUCCAGUGUUGCAUACUGUUUCAGUCAUCAGUAUUAAAACAGCAACUCUGUGUUCUGAACCUUGAAGACGGCCAUUGCUACAAAAAUGAAAAUGGUGAGGAAAGCAGGGAAAAGGGACUAUUUCCACCGGUAUAAUCACCCUGCCUUGCUUGGUGACACCAUAAUGUCAAUUUUUGUUUGACACAUGCUAUGAAGAGAGGUGUAAUUUAAGCAGGAUGUGAAUUGUGUAAACAUCAAGGCUAUUACACCAGCCAGCAGGCUUCUGGCCUACAUGACUGUUCUGUUAGCCUUUUAACAGGAAGCAGUUAACUUCCCAUCAUCCCACAUCAGUGCUGAGCUUGCAGUAAACAUUCUCCCCACUACUGAACAGUGUUGCCAUUAACAAAAGCUAUGCAAAAAUAGGUACAUUUUGUGUGAAAAGUGGCCCCAGCUUCAUUGGGGCCACUUUUUCCAUGCAGCGUGCAAGUUGGAGCAGCGCAACAUCGCCACUUAAACUUCCCUUGAGUUAUUUUACACUUUGCAUACUCAAAAAGGUGCUUUAAGUGCUUCAAAACAUUCACUGUAUGCAUAAAUAGAAGUAUAAAUCCAAACAUACGUGGGAAUACAGCUUCCUACUCGCUAUAUGUCACUGAGCAGGUUGCCUUGGCUUGAAUUUGGUAACUGUUCAUAUUAGUUAGCACAUUUUGUUGCAAAUAAGUACCAGUGCCAAACACAGUCAGACUCGUUUGAGUGGGUGCGCACCUGCUGGAAACAGGUGACAAGGAACGGUGCUGAAACUAGAGUAUGAAGACAGCAAAGUAAAGCAGGCCUGCAAGGCUCAUGCUUUGCCUAUGUGUAUCGAGUUAUACAUUACAAUGUGCUGUAUAAAUUCAGUUAAUUGCAUUUUUUUAUGACCUGUAAUGAAAAUUUUUACCAAAGAAAAGUGUCCUAGGCUUUUUGGUCCAUUUUAUGCCUGAAAUUUGAAUAAUUAUUCGCUUAGUGCUAUUGGUACUUGGAAGUGAAAAACAAGCUUCCCAGUCUACAUUGCUGCUUCAAAAAUUUUCUAAUUUUGAAAAGGAAGUUUUGAAAGCUUUAUCUUUUGAAAUAUAGUAAAAAAAUGUUUCCAUAAAUCCCACAAAAAAAAAAAAAACAUUUCCCUGCUAAAAGGUAAUGGAAGCCUUUUGCUAUCACUACAGAGAAGUUUCUAAAGUGGCCACACCAGGGCUCUUCAGUUUGCCGUCCCGGACUUCCCAGGACUGCCCAAGGCAGUGCUUUCAGCCAAUGAGCAUUGCGUAGGCAGCAUUUCGAGCUGCGCAGGGCUGUUGGGGACUGCAUAAUCAAAGAAGCCCAUUGAUCACGAGUCAAACACUCAAAUGGUGUUCAUUUUACCUGGUGUUUCAGUGAUGACUGUCUCUUAUCAUUAAAUAUAGGGGAUCCAAGAGACAAUUACACAUUUUGCAGGACAAGAUUGACAACAAAAGUUUACAAAAGAAAACUCCCUGUUGGGCGAUAGCAGUUUAACUAAAAUUUGCUAAUGAACUUCUUAGUUAUCAACAUUAGGCCGCCAUUGUCAAUUGGAUGUUUGUAGCUAAUGGGAAGUGCAUCAGGAGCUCACACAACCACACCUUAAAAUUAUGUCGAAUAGCAAAACCCAUGCCAAGAAACAAAAGCAAGAAAACCUUGCGCCGACUAGAUGCUGUUGGCUGAAAAAUUGGGCACUCGAUGGUUGAUAGUAGAUGCACAGCCUUGUGAAUCCACAAUCGACCAGCACCAAUGACUGUUCAUUUCCUUUUUUCUAGUGACAAGCACAAACUAAAUGUGAGCCACCAGCUGAGAUUGCCUUGCGUAGAUUGACUUGGCAGGAGUGGUCAGCACACCAUGACAUGUCACAUCUCCCAUUAUGUUACAUCAUAUAAUCUUAAGGCAUAGUUACACAUGCUCCGGAUGCACUCGGUUUCAGUUUUGCACAGAAAAUAAGUGGGAAUUCUUUGUGUGAGCAUGCUUUAAAUAAGUGCUUUUGAUCAUUUUUAAAAGCAUAUUUGAUAUAAGUUUGCCAUUAGCGACAUAUGUCCAAUUGGCAUUCGUGGACUAAUGUUGAUAACUAAAAAGUUCAUUAGCAAAUCUUGGUUAAUUAAACUGCUAAUAAUUCGACCGGGAGUUCUUUUGUCCACCCUCGUCAAUUUUACCUAUAAAAAGUAAUACGGUGUCUCAAAUCCCUGAUUUUCAAUGAGGGAGAGUCGUCGCUGAGAAACCUGGUAUGAUAUCUGUAAGCAUAUAGGGUAAAAUCUGCGAUCAUGUCAAAUGUUUGCGAAAGCAUAAUUCUGCCAGACAAUUGUAGCAGAACUUUGAUUGUGUGCACAGGUUGGUUUGCAGUUGUUACUGAUGCAAUGGGAUUGUAGAGAAAGCAGGAAUUUUGAUGCACAUAGAAGCAGAACACAGGUUGACCUGCCAGUGCUUAGAACACAUGUUGUUCUUGGCAUGUAACAGCAUGUGUGCCUGACACCGUAAUGAAACUCCUUGGUAGAGAGCUCACCAGCACAAAUGUGACACACAUUGAUGUCGCACAAAUGUUGUUCUGCUUGACUAGCUAUGCCAUUUAUUGUUCCAGUCAGAAAAAACAAAAAGUAGCAAUUUGGAUGUCUGCAAUUUUUUAAAGGUUUAAUUCACCUGAACAUGAGAAAUGUGCGAGGUCAGCCGUGGGCUGUGCACAGUAUCAAACGUAAUGUCAAAUGGAAAAUUGCAGUGGUGAAUGACCAUGUAUUGGUUGUGCAGUGUCUGCAGCCUAGAGAUGGCUUAUGCGAGCAUAUAGUGUAACCUGCAAUCUGGCAUAGUGCUGCCUGAAUCUUUAAAAUUAUCACAUGGUCUGUAGCCUUUCAGUCCUUCACAUGGUGUAAGAAAUAGACUCAUUCUGUGUGGGCAGCGUGCCUUAUGGAACAGAUAUCCUCCAGUUUGAAGUGCCACCAGAUGACUUGCUAUCCAUAAGGCUGUGGUGUGAGAUAGAAGAGUACAUUUAUAUGAAAAAUGGUCACCAUUAUGGCGUAAUUUGCUCUUGUAUGCUUUCCUGUGUAAGGAAUGCAAUCACCUUUGCUUUAUUCCUUAGACUUUUGUUGUCAGGCUAGGUUCAUGCCCUUAUGAAUGGAUGAGCCUGGUGAGGUAGAUUUUGAAGGCAAUAAGACAUACAUAUUUUUUGCAUGCUAUUUUCACGUUUGUGAGUACCUCAGAAUUUUCUUUAAGAAGCAUGCUAUUGCCUUAUAGUCAUGUUUUAUUUCUUACGACAGUUCCUCUGAAGUGCACAUAAUUGCUACAGUUUUUCUUCAAAGAGCUAAAAUAAAUUAUUUGUCUUCCAUUAAUUCAGCCAACCUUUACCAAAAGGUGGCCAUGCUUUUUAUAUGCUACUUUCAUUUCAAGCAUCAAAUAAUCCCUGCUAUUUUUCACAUUGUGCAGUGAUUGUGAAUUACCAGAAGUCAACUGAAUUAAGCAUGGACUGCCAACACUUUAAUAGUAGUUGUACAAAACAUGCCAAAUUGUCCUCACUUACUAAGCCACUUACAGCUUCAUUUAUAAAUAUAUAUGCACAUAAUUGCUUUUAAUUACCUUAUUUAUGUAAAAAAUUUAAAUUAUGAAUUCGUUACCUGGAGGCCUGCGAUUUGUUUCUUAAGCUCAUAAAGUUUCACUCAACGCUGACAUGUACCUUAUACCUCACGUGAGAACAUUUAUUAGUUUGCUUUUUAGGCGUAAGCAGAUAUUCAUUACAGACACUCAGCUUAUAGUGUUCAGCACAGGCACAUCACGUGAUCACUGUGCGCUCAUGCAGUGAAGUUUGACUUGUUUGCACACAUGCGGUGGCAUAACAUUCUUGCAGCAUAUCGUAUCGGGACAUGAUCCCUGGUCUGCUGAAACUUCAGCGAAAUGCUAUGUUAGAGGUGAAAACAUAACUAAACGAGAAAUGCCUGCUAUAAAGAAGGAUUUUCUUUCUUCUUAUUCUGAGUGAAACAUUUAGUAUUGCUACUUGGAAGGCCUGCACACUACUCGGUUCACUCUUCUACUUUUACAUUUGUGCCAGCAGCCAGUACCACCACCAACAAAACUUAUUCGGAGAGAACAAGCAGGCAUGUGUAAGUUCUUUGUUAAACUGUGCUGGCUACACUAUUUUGUUUCUGUAUUACUUUGUGAUCAUGCAUUUAUGCUGCUCUACGAGAUAACACUGUGACCAUCAGUCUGUUUUGGAGCUUCUUGAGAGGAAGUUCCGACAAUGCUUGCAGAAUUAUUAAACAUGCUGUAUCCACACAUUAAGAAUAUGUCUUAGACUGUAGUUGUUCAGUUCCUCAUGAUAGUGAGAAACAGUGAGAUGAUUGAGAGAGUGAGGUUAAGCACUUGUGCUGAAAGCAUGCGAAAGUGCAAGCAUCAUCUGUUACUCUAUGCAUGCUUUUAACCUUCCUCAUCUCAUUUUCCCAAGCUGUUGUGAGGCACUGAAAAGAUGGCACCCACAUGUUAUGAAAUAAUCUUGCCAGCAGUGCACACUGCACAAGAUGUAAAUUAUGCCAGGACUUGUGCCACACAGCGAAAGCCCAGGUCAAUGUAACAAACCAUGAUAUUGUAGACCCCCUGCUGAGCUGUUAAUUAAAUGAAAUAGCUUUUUAUAUGCAGUACUUAGUUACUUCAAUUUGCCGCAAGAAUUCUUUAUCCACAGUAUUAUUAAGGAAGCGGUUGUGUUAGCCGCCAUUUUCGGUUGUAAUGCCAUUUUACUUAUUCUAAAUCUUUUAAUUUGUGAAAAGCCAAAUGGUAAUCAAGCAUGGGCACCAAGCCCAUGAUGAAAUGCCCAAGAUCAGCACUCAUGUGCUGGUCUGCUAGUCUUGUCAAUCAUUUGCAGACAUGCUUCAAAAAUGUGCUACAGGUGACUACACCAACAAUCCUGAGCCUUCCAGUUGAAAUCGCAAGGGCCUCUAAUGUAUGUGUAUAUCGUCAGUAUAGUUUUUCAUUGCACCUUCGGUGAUUGCCUUAUGGACUGUUGUGAUGCGCAUAGGAGUAAGAGCUGGCAGUAUGUCAAGAGGACUUGCUCUGCCUAUGCAGUGACUUAGACAAACAUAUGGUUGUGCUCUUCGUGUUGGUAUGUGUUACCAGUGAUGACGUACAGGGCUUCAAUUUGUUAAAAGCAACACAUGCUGUCUUCUGAUAGCCACUGCAACUCUCGUCAGGGGUAUGAGCCUGCCCUUCUAAGAUCAGACAGCUGUUGUUGGGUCGCAGUUUUGUUCAUAUUAUGAAGGAUGUGAGUUAUGGUUUUUGCAUGUGCUGGCUUGAUAUUGGGUCAUGGGCAGGCACACGUGACUCAUCUUUGUCAGCUAAAGGCUCAACAAGCCACACUGGUGAGUUCUCCACCAUCUGUGUGUGCGUGGGCCCUGGGAUCAAGCCAGUGCAUGCCAAAACCAUGGUUCAUCUUAGCUUGAAGAGUGUGUGCUGCUCAAAAAUGCUCGCAAUAGUGGCGGUGGGUAAUAGCAGAUGGUGCUUAUGGUAUUGUCAGCCGUGUGCUUGCGUGUUGCUAUUAACACAUCUGAGCUUUGUAAUACAUCUUGGGCCAACUAGUCUUGUUUCUUAAAAGAAAAAAAAAAGGGGGGGGGGGGGGGCUCUAAUUUAAUAAAUGAAAGGUUUUGUGCCACAUAAUAAAAAUUAUUAGACUUUUGGCCUUGUGUAUGUAUUCUAUUGUUCUGGGGAUGUAGUUGAGAAGAGCAGUGCUGGUAGUGGCAUUCUUUUGGCACCUUCUUCAAUCAAAAUACAUGAGAAAUGUGUUGCGCAAUGCUUCUUAUUGAGGGAAACGAAAAAAACAUUAGGGAAUAUGAUGUCACUGCUGAUACCUUUACGCCAGCGGCCAAGUGAACAUCGCUGCCAUUGCUCUAAGAAUUCUGUGCAGUUUGGCUAAAUACAGCAUCAGUAAGUGUUGCAGCAGUGCUGUUAUGUGCUGUUCUCAGCUCUAUCUUUCGAUAUUUCACGAAUUGUAAAACUUAUGCAUAAGGCUCUUUUGUGUCACUUUUGGAGACAUCUCUUUAAGGCAAUAAUGCUAAGAUGUAAAACAUUGGUUCUAUUCUCCUGUUUUUAGAAGCUUGCAUUUGUUAACUAGCUCUUUACUGCAUGCAUGCCUUUCACAUAGAUGGUAAGGCAUGCUAAUUCUUGCUUUUGACAUAACGUCUAGCAUAACAUCUUGGUACAGUCAAGUGCUGGCUAAAAAUAAUGAGACUGGCAACCUUGCAAGAAGUGUGUGGAGCAAAAAUUGCAUUGUGAGAAGUAACCUUGAAACUCUGAGGCUGAAUCCCGGGGUAGCUGUCACUUGUAAUUAUUCUGUGAGCAGCCUUAGAAGGUAGAGGGGAACAGGAGAACAAUAAACUGAAUUUUAUAGUGAAACUGACCAAAUUGCCAGCUGAACACAUGGAACUGUAAAGCGUAAAGCAAUAAUGCAAUGUCAAGUACUGACUCAUUGAUCAUUUCAAACAAUGGAAUUACAUGGAAUCCUCUUUUUUUUUGCUCCAUUACAAGGUGACCUGGUCUUUUGUCAGUGCAUUUGUGUCCAUUACUGUAGUUUCGUGCCCCUCGUAUAUUUCCGGCAACAGUUUCAUGCAGUCACUUGACAAUUUCUUCAGUUUCACCAGCAAUUUAUUAUGUGCUGCCCGAGUUUCAUGCUUACUACUUGGUGCUGCUUGCUGGAUGAGCACAGAUUUCGCAGUCUUUGCAGAAAACUUUCUUAGCAGAACAAAACUUGAGAAACAUAUCAUGCUUUUCUUUUUGUGGACCAGGAACAUCAGAGGCAACAGGAAAUGAAGCCUCAAUUUGCAUUUUGUUCUUGCCUAGCAAGACAUAUUUUGUCGAGUCCUUACUUCACCGUAAAGUCAUGUGCACUGCUUGUCAUUUUGUAUGUUUAUUGUACACUGUUGACUGUGGUUACAUGUGCCACGUGGAGGCUCCUGUGACCUCUCAUCCCCCUGGGUGGGGUAUGCUGGCUGGCUUGAGAGAUGCUGUGAUGUUAAUAAAAUUGGUUUUUGGGACACAUGCACACCAUUUUAGUACCAACACUGGCAUGUUUAGUUAUGUUCAGGCACCACAUUGUAAUGUUAAAUGUCUCUCAUUGCUAAUCUUCUUCAACAUUCAGCACAUCCACCUCAACAAAUUGAAGCAUGUUAUUAAGUUCUGGAGAACUUUUUAAAAAUUUAACUUAAAUUCUAGUUUUGUACUUUGAUCCAAAGCUUCAAUGUACAAUGUUGAAUGCUAACUUGUGUGAAAGCAAACUGGAAGAGCGCGAAAAAGUACUAUGAUCUGCCUGUUCCGAGUUUCCUUUUAGUCAUGUUAGAGUUCUCGUAUUAUACUAAAAUAUGUGGACGUUCUUUUUCUGGCACUUUGUAUUUGCACUGUCGUUAUUCGCCUGCCUGGAGGUUUUAAAUGAUGAGACAGAACAUGACUGACUCAAGCUAAUAAGCAACAGUGCUGUGCCCAAGUGUAAGAGUGCAGUUUAGAACGAAAGUGUCAGCUUUGGUUGUGCAAUGGCAGUACAAAGUACGCCUUAUGUUUCCACUUCCUGCCAUUAAGACAUGUAGGGGAAAAGUGCAGUUUUGACGGCAGUUGCCUUUUGACAGCUGUGUUGUUUAUGGAAAUGUUGCAGUGGGUUGGUUUUGGGUGGAUUACAAUAGGUGAUGGAUAGCAAGUCUGGCCGUUAGGUAAAGAGAGUGAAUGAACUUUUUUUUUUUUCUUUGCUAUUGAAUGUGAUUCUAGUUCAGGAGUGUGCAAGCUAUAUGUAUAGGUGUAGGUGAAAUUCUGCACUGCUGCUGCCAUCCUUUUUUUGUAAAUAAAGUUUUUUU
Molecule: messenger RNA, 16715 nt
Organism: Dermacentor silvarum
Lineage: Eukaryota; Metazoa; Arthropoda; Arachnida; Ixodida; Ixodidae
Gene: alpha-Man-Ib
Product: endoplasmic reticulum mannosyl-oligosaccharide 1,2-alpha-mannosidase-like
Exons: 10
Coding region: 268-2046 (592 amino acids)
Biological process (GO): N-glycan processing; carbohydrate metabolic process
Cellular component (GO): endoplasmic reticulum; membrane
Molecular function (GO): calcium ion binding; mannosyl-oligosaccharide 1,2-alpha-mannosidase activity
Source: RefSeq, a predicted model, not a curated record